AUGCAGGUAGCGCGCAGUCCUCUGGCGAGUAAGAAGAAUCGUUACUACGAUAUCAUUCCUUUUGAUCGGAACCGCGUCAUCCUCAAUCGCCCGGAUCUCGGUGAACCGAACACGUACAUCAAUGCGAGCUGGAUCGAUGCGCCAUUCCAACUAAACAAACGGUACAUUGCUACACAAGGCCCGAUUCCUUCAACGAUUAUCGAUUUUUGGCGCAUGGUCGUGGAGAACAAUGUGGGGGUGAUUGUCUGUUUGGCGGCAGAAAAAGAAAACGGAAUGGAGAAAUGCGCGCGAUACUGGCCUACGGGGUCGCAGGAAGUGGAAGUCCAGUUUCCUACCAGUGGUAGUGGACCUCAGUUCAGUGUGAAUGCAUCAUCUCGGAAAAUAAUUCGACUGCGCAACCAAGAACCGGAACGUACCGAUAAUGAUGCCUGCUGCAUUGUACGUCGGAUUCUCGUGGAAUUCAUCGAACAGACCCCAACUGGCAACCAGCUACAACCGCGCGUGCUCGCUUCACAAACCGUGACCCAAUUGCAGUUCUUGGGAUGGGCCGAUCACGGCGUGCCGGAAACCGCGGAUCAAAUAUUUAAACUGAUUGGCCUGGCCAACCAGUAUCAAUCACUGCAUACCCGUCCCGAGGCCACCGGACCACCGCCAAUGAUUGUGCAUUGCAGUGCCGGAUGCGGACGGACAGGUACCUUUUGUCUAAUUGAUUGUGGCAUGGAACUUAUAUCGCAAGCGACGCGGGAAAAGGACACAGUUUUUCAAACGGAUAAGAACCAGUUCGACCUUGUCUACGAAGUGACGGACGCUUUUCGAGAUCAACGUUCGACCAUGGUUCAAGCGUCCAGUCAAUUCCUAUUUUGUUACGAAGCCUUGUGGGAAUACAGUCAACGGCAUUAA
Molecule: messenger RNA, 900 nt
Organism: Radiomyces spectabilis
Lineage: Eukaryota; Fungi; Mucoromycota; Mucoromycetes; Mucorales; Radiomycetaceae
Product: protein-tyrosine phosphatase-like protein
Exons: 1
Coding region: 1-900 (299 amino acids)
Biological process (GO): protein dephosphorylation
Molecular function (GO): protein tyrosine phosphatase activity
Source: RefSeq, a predicted model, not a curated record